UUCAUUUGAAAAUCUCAUAUCGGACGAGUUUGGGUCAAUGAACGAGACGCCAAUAGGACUCAAAUGGAGGGCAGGAUUUUGGUAUGUGACUUUCGUAGUCUGGCUAGGUAUCUCUGUAGACAUACUCGUUUAUUCGAUAAUCGUGCCAGUCAUACCUUUCCGACUAGAAAAACUCGGUUAUGAUAAUGUCUCAAGUCGCGCCGGAUGGUUACUGUUCAGCUACUCUGUUGGUCUGGUACUCGCAACCAUUCCAACCGCUAUGAUCUCGGAACGAUACAAUGCUCGACAACGGCCCCUUGUUUUCGGUAUUCUUCUGCUCAUAGUGGCCAUUAUAAUGUUGAUGGAGGCACCGGUAUAUUGGUUGAUGGUCAUCGCUCGCUUUUUGCAAGGGCUUGCGUCAACGCUAGUUUGGGUUCCCGGCCUCGCCUUGUUAUGUGAUACUGUAACAGAGAACGUGGUUGGAAGACAGAUGGGAAUUACCCUAUCGGGGAUCUCUUUUGGGUUCCUGCUUGGUCCUCCCGUCGGAGGUGCACUCUACGAUAGAUUCGGUUUUCGUGGUACAUGCCUAUUCGGUGUAAUUGCCGCUUUCGUGGAUCUUAUUUUUCGACUUAUCGUUAUCGAACGAAAAGACGCCCUCAAGUGGGACUUCGAUCCUCAAAUCGGCGCUGUGAACACUACCAGGCCCGGGGACAAUGCUUCUGCCUCAGCGGAACAGAAGAAUGCGGAUGGUGUGGUUGCUAACGUUUCGCAAACGAAUGAAAACGAAAACGCAGAUACCCCACCUUCCGAGCCGAAUUCUGAGGGUACUUCAAAAGUUCAUUUGUCUUUGGCUGCGGUCGUCCUGUUUUUGCUUAAAGAACCCCGAGCUUGGACGUCCAUUCUAUGCAUUUUGAUUUCUGGAAUCAUAGCCACCCUCCUCGAAGCCCCGUUACCGGUUCAUAUGAAUCGGGUUUGGAAUUUCGAUUCUCAAAAAGUAGGCCUUGUCUUCAUUGCUUCUGUUGUUCCGAGCUUCGUCUCAACCCUCCUUGCCGGUUAUUUCUCUGAUAAAUUCGGUGCUGCACCAGUCAUGUCCAUAGGACUAGUCCUUGCAAUCCCAUUCUGGAUUUCUAUUACGUACGAUAUCCUAGCGUUGUUUAUCGUGUCGUUCGCUGUCGAGCUCUUCUUCAUUUCGGGAGCAUUCGCUCCACUCAAUGCCGAGCUCGCUCAUGUCUCUCGGGCCACGGAAGGGAUUGGGUAUGCUCACGUUUCGGGAGCUUUCAACAUUGCUUACGGUGUAGGAAGUGCAGUCGGUCCAAUCAUUGGUGGUCAGGUUUUUGACCAUGUCAAGAAUGGAUGGCCGGUGUUGUGUUAUAUUGCUAUCGGACUGGUGGCUGCAACUGCAACCCUGGUGUUUUUCGGGCUCGGUGAUGAGAGUUUGUUCAGUAAAACCAGGCGUUUCCUUGAUAGAAGGAAAUCGAGCGAUUUGCCGUCUUCAGGUUCUACUUAGACAUUAAUAGUGACAGUACUUUACUGUAGUCCGAAUCUCUAGAAUGAUUGGGACCUUCAAAUUUCAAUAACAGUUGUGAGCUGUCGGUGCCUCA
Messenger RNA from Marasmius oreades (fairy-ring Marasmius), 1580 nucleotides. RefSeq lists its product as uncharacterized. NCBI's taxonomy places the organism in Eukaryota, Fungi, Basidiomycota, Agaricomycetes, Agaricales, Marasmiaceae. The transcript has 13 exons. The record is from RefSeq and is a predicted model, not a curated record. Gene Ontology annotation, biological process: transmembrane transport. The coding region runs from base 38 to 1486 and encodes 482 amino acids. Gene Ontology annotation, molecular function: transmembrane transporter activity.